This is a messenger RNA of Macrosiphum euphorbiae (potato aphid), 1041 nucleotides long. NCBI's taxonomy places the organism in Eukaryota, Metazoa, Arthropoda, Insecta, Hemiptera, Aphididae. The record is from the annotation of a GenBank genome assembly.
AUGUCACACCAGACGGGAAUCAAAGCAAAUGAUACCCUAAGAAAGUUCUUCAGCAAAGCAGCAUCAGACAAGAGUGUUCGGGCCAUUAAAGUGUCUAUUGUAGACGAGGAACUCUCUCUAUCUGGUCACGAAAAACAUCACAAAUCAUGGAAAGACGAUUUUGAAAAAGUUGUCAAGCAAUUUAUUCUACCGGAUGUACCAUGUUAUGUAUUAUAUAGAUUUGAUGUAAAAAGUGACACCAAAAAUUAUGAUUGGUUGCUUAUAAGUUGGUGUCCUGAUGUAGCACCUAUUCGACAAAAGAUGUUGUAUGCAUCUACAAAAGCUACACUGAAACAAGAAUUUGGUAGUGCUAAAAUCAAAGAAGAACUUCAUGGAACUAUCAUGAUUGAUGUUACUCUUGAUGGGUUGGAACAAAGUCGACUGUCUCAAAAAGCACCAGUACCUUUAACUAUCCGUGAAGAAGAAAUGGCGGAACUUCGAAAAGCUGAAGUUGGACAUAGUACAUCAGUGUCUGUUGACAGUCGAUCUCAAGCAGUAUCUGGUAUCAAGUUUCCUAUGUCAGUUGCUGCUGUAACAGCACUUUCUAUAUUUGUGGAUAGUAGUGAAGUUAACUACGUACAGUUUUACAUUGAUAUGACAAAAGAGAGUAUCGAGUUAGCUACUUCGGACAAUGUAUCUGUGAGCCUUCUCAAUGACAAAGUUCCUAAAAAUGAUGCUAGGUAUCAUCUUUAUAUGUACCAACAUAAAAGAAAUGGUACCCAAACAAACUCUGUUUUUUUCAUUUAUUCAAUGCCAGGAUACUCGUGUCCCAUAAAAGUGAGGAUGUUAUACUCCAGUUGCAAAUCACCUUUUAUCGAAGAAUUAGAAAACUUAUAUAAGUUAAAAAUUCAUAAAAAAUUGGAAAUAGAUAAUGAUGAUGUCAUCAAUGAGAAAUAUUUAUUAGAUGAACUAUACCCAGAAAAAGAAUCUGAUAAACCAAAAUUCAGUAAACCCAAAGCUCCAGGACGAGGUGUCCGAAGAAUAAUAAAGUCUAAUGAAUGA